Seminavis robusta is the source of this 474-nucleotide messenger RNA. NCBI's taxonomy places the organism in Eukaryota, Bacillariophyta, Bacillariophyceae, Naviculales, Naviculaceae. The record is from the annotation of a GenBank genome assembly.
AUGUUUGUUGGAGGCAAGUUUGUCAAUGGCAACACAUUCUCCCUCUCUCAUUCCAAAAGAAAGAAAAGCAUCACGCUUCCAUUCUACCAUUCUACUAUCACGCUUCCACUCUCCCACCAAAUGACAACCAAACGGUCGACCCAUUACGUCUUCACCAUCAACAAUUACACCGACAAUGAUAUCGGACUUCUCAAACCCUUCUAUGAAGAUUACUGCAAGUACCUAGUUUACGGGAAAGAAGUAGGGGAGAAGGAGCUAUCCCCCCACCUCCAAGGUUUCUUCACACUAAAGACGAAACUCUACAUGACCGGGGUCCACAAAGCCCUUGGGUCAAAGAAGAUAGCACUUCAACCCGCCAAUGGCACAUCCCUACAAGCCUCUAAUUACUGCAAGAAACCAAAGAAGAGUGGGAAUCCUCCAAAGAAAUUGGACCCAACUUCGGUCUCAACUAUCAAGGUGAAGAGUUUGGUGUAG